Molecule: messenger RNA, 931 nt
Organism: Euleptes europaea (tarantolino)
Lineage: Eukaryota; Metazoa; Chordata; Lepidosauria; Squamata; Sphaerodactylidae
Gene: PHETA2
Product: PH domain containing endocytic trafficking adaptor 2
Exons: 2
Coding region: 96-887 (263 amino acids)
Biological process (GO): receptor recycling; endosome organization; retrograde transport, endosome to Golgi
Cellular component (GO): recycling endosome; early endosome; trans-Golgi network
Source: RefSeq, a predicted model, not a curated record
UUUUCCAUAUUGGUGCAAACAUGGGUUUAUAUGAUUGUAGACACCAGGCUGAAGUCCCAUUUCUCAGUGAAUAGGGGCAGGGGGAGAUUAUUACUAUGAAGCUAAAUGAGCGCAGUGUGGCCCAUUAUGCCACAUGUGACUCUCCAGCAGACCAUACUGGCUUCCUGUGUAAGCGUGUGGAGCGCCACCAUCACACCACCUCCUACCAGCGCCGCUGGUUCAUCCUCAAGGGCAACUUGCUGUUCUACUUUGAAGAGCGGGAGAGCCGUGACCCCCUGGGGCUCAUCGUGUUGGAGGGCUGCACUGUGGAGCUCUGCGAGGCCGCGGAGGAGUUCGCCUUUGCCAUCCGCUUUGAUGGGUCCGGUGCCAAGGCUUAUGUGCUGGUUGCUGACUGUCAAACGGCUAUGGAAGCUUGGGUGAAGGCACUUUCGCGGGCCAGCUUUGAUUACAUGAGGCUAGUGGUUAAGGAGCUAGAGAAACAACUGGAGGAGGCCCGGAAGAGCUUGGUUGUCAGCCAUAAAUUUCCAAAGAAGUCAUCUUCUGGCCUGAAGAGACAUCUCUCCAACCCCACAAUGGUACCUGUCCAGGAGCACCCUGUCAUCGUGGAGAAUGGUUACGCUACAUGGGGUGAUGGUCACUCUCUUGCUAGAGGAGUUUCUUCUGACCAUGAUGGGGGAUAUUUAAAACCCCCGCCCCUACCUCCUCGGCGAAGACUGGCAGGCAGCAGCAUAAAUGCAUUGCUGACUGCUGCUCUUGCUUCCACUGUACAGGAAAGUCCCGUGUCUCCAGAGACAGCCUGCUUCUCAAAGUUGCAUGACUGGUAUGGUCAGGAGAUUGCUGAUGUGAGGAGGGAAUGGUUGGAAAGCCAGAAAAAAGUGGAAAUGUGAACAUGGUGGGCACAGAGUGGCUGUUUGUCAGUGGGCAGAGAAAA